Pezoporus occidentalis (night parrot) is the source of this 4986-nucleotide messenger RNA. It is a transcript of the gene TSTD3, whose product is annotated as thiosulfate sulfurtransferase like domain containing 3. Bases 148 to 615 code for a protein of 155 amino acids. The transcript is spliced from 3 exons. NCBI's taxonomy places the organism in Eukaryota, Metazoa, Chordata, Aves, Psittaciformes, Psittacidae. The record is from RefSeq and is a predicted model, not a curated record.
GGGGGGCAGCGCGGGGCGUACGAGCGGCGAGCAGUGGCUGGUGGCCGGCGGCAGCGCUCGGUGAGGCGGGGAGCGGAGCGGCCGCGGGUCCUCUCCCGAGGCGGCCGGCUGGGGAGCCCCUUGUAAAGAUGUUAAACACACGGGGCGAUGGGCUUCCUUCCUCGAGAGGCCGGGGGAGCGGGCGCCUGCGGUGGUCUGACGGGCUGCGCUUCUCCACCAGGUCCCGGGGCGGCGGGUGCCACCAGCCGUGGGCUCUGCGCCGGAGGAGCGCCGAGCCUGUCCUACCAACAGCUCAAGGACUUGAAGAAGACCAGCGUUCUCCACAUAGACGUGCGGGAGAGAUGGGAGAUCGAUAGAUCUGGUAAAAUCCCGGCGUCUAUCAACAUACCGCUGGGUGAAUUAGUGGAAGCUCUACAAAUGGACCCAACGGAGUUCAAGGAGCGGUACAAUCAAAAGAUGCCAUCUAAGUCGGACCCUGUGGUUUUCUCCUGUUUGGCAGGAACCAGAAGUAAACAAGCACUUGGGUUUGCCAUGUCUUUGGGUUUCAGCAGAGUUCAGCAAUAUGCGGGUGGCUUUGAGGACUGGAUAAAACAUGAACCUCCAGAGACAAAAUGAAGGUAACUCACCCAGCCCUUACUUCAUCAAGGCUUCAGGAUGAUUUGUAGGUUUUGGCAUUCAAGCUAUGUGUAUUCCACUCCCAGAAUACAGCACACUCUUCUUUUCUUGUGUAAAUGGACACUCAACUUCAAAUAGCCAUGCAUGUUGGUUGCUUGGUUUAAAUUAUAUUUAAAGACUGUGACAUGAACAAAGAACAUUGAAUUUGUUCAACCUUUACUUUGAGCUAUGUUUUUUGGUGAACGUAUGUAAAGAAAACUUAAGAACUUUACUAAGAUUUUUGUAUGAUGUAGUUUAUGGCUGUUUAAACUAAUGAUGAUAGAAUAAAUAAAUUUAGCCUUCCCCAAGUAACUCUCUUUGGUGGUUUGUUUAGAGUAGCUAAACUGCAGAUAUUCUAAUGGAAUUGGGGUAACUUUCCUAAGCAUGGAUUUAUUAUACUUCAUGUGUAGCUGGAGUUCUAAAAUAGUUGUUAUCAAGGAGUACAAAUGUUUAGGUUUGUAUUUACACAAUUGUAAGGCCAAAACAGCACUACUGAUCAGAAAACACAAACGGAAACUGACCUGAUGCUAGAAUAUUUGCUGUUCAAAAUGUUGAUUCCUUAUUUAGAAGUGUAUUAAUUUUUAUAUGCAGAUCUGUUUCUGAGCACAAAAUGCUGUAGCGUUCAGUCGACAGCUUCUCUCAGCAGCUCAGUAUCAAGUGAGAACUUGACUGUACUUGAAGUUAUUAUUAAAGAGAAGUAAUAAUUUUAGGCUGGAAAAUGUAAGGAAUCCAAGGAAGUUACUAAACCCCCUUUCUUCUUUUAUGUACGUUAAUUUGCAUGUCUUCAACUUUGAAAAACAAACCAACCCAUUGCAUCUCCACCUGUAAAUACACAUAGUCAUCAUUGUAAGGAUUUUUUUGUUUGCUUGGUUGUUAUUUUCAAUUCUGUUAGCAUUUCAGGAGAACUAGCAAAGGUGAGUUGCUUUGACCUCUAGAAAAUUGAAGUCCUAGCAAAGAAAUUCAGGACUCUUCAGGAUGUCUGGAAGAAGGAAUUCAAAUUUCUGGUCCUGCUCUAACCAGUAUUGCAGGCACAGUGCAGUUAUCCUAUGGCUCUUCCAUUCUGACAGUGCAGUCUGCAUGGUGAGAAGAGGACCUAAAAAAUAAACCUUCUCAAGUUUAGAGAACAGAGAAGAAAAAGUGACUUAUCUUAAUAGAAUUUUAUUUCUAGUAGAUCCAGCAGUCUCUGCAGUCAUUUGUUUCUAGACAACUGUAGCUGGCCCAGCCAGCUGUGUUGCUGGACAAUGUAUCUUACAGGGAUUUCUGUUCUCUCCAGUAAUAAUUAAAAACCAUGUAAUGUAGCUGUCGUAAUAAUGAGUGCCUUUUUUUUCAAAAUACCAUUGUCUUUUUAGUGGUCUUAUUGCUACACUUUAUUUUCAAUCCAUUAAAAAAAACCCAAACAACUUAAGAACCAGAAUUUAGACCAAUUUCCAAAAUAAAUGCUUUAGUUUAACUGAUGAAUUAAUAGGAGUAAGAUGAAAUUAAAAUGCCAGAAUGAGUAAGGAUGUUACCUUGUGGUCAGUUACUCUGCACUAUCUUACUCUGGAAAGGUCUUUUUCAGACUGCAUCAGGAGGAGUAACAGAUGCCAACAGUUUUGUUGGAUUUAGCUAAAUCCUAUGAUUUUGCCUGUUUACCAUGACUUAGACUGUCAGUUCCACCAGUGCUGUGGGCACAUAGUCAAAGGGACAGCCAAAGCUCACUGUUGGCUGUGUUGUGCCAGGACUCACCAGGACUAAUGAUGCCUUUUGCUCUAGAUCACUAAGGUCACACGGAAAAUGUUUAUCUAAAUGUGUAAUUAAGCAUGCCUAGCUACAUUGAUUGAGACACCUGACUUCAGUGUGCAAAUGAACAAAGCAAGGAGAUCUCAUCAACUACACUUGGUCAGAAUUUAAUCUAAGCAGCCAAUGCUUCUUUUUGUAGUUUAUGUUAAAAUUUGUUGGGAAUACUUAGAACUACAUAACCUCAAAGAAUGAACAACAGUUAUAUUGGGUCACACCAAGAUCUGUAUAGCCCAAUAUUUUCUGUUUGGCAGCAACCAGUGCUAAAUAUCUAAGGAAAACAUAAAACAGGGUAAGUGUGCAGUGAUACAAUCCCCAGAUUAUUCUCAUUUACUACUUCUAGUGCUCUGAUACUUCCUUCAGGCUUUGCAUGUCCUGGUAUAUUUGGGUAUUUGUAAAUUAUCAAUACAAACGCCUGGCAUUCACAGCAGGUGGCACUGGGUGUAACAAGGUGCUGUGAAAAGUUUCCCUUUGUUGCUUCUCAGCUUGUCACAUAUUGUUUUCAUUGCAUGCUCCCAUUUCUUCUGUCAGAAGUGAUGAACAGUUGUCAUCAGUCUUCACACUAAAGAUUUUCCUAGACCUCAGCUAUCUCUUCUGAGCUGAAGAGUUGUGGAUUUUUUAAUAGGAAAGCCACUCUGUAUCACUUAUUUUCAUAAUUUUUAUUAGUUGUGGUAGAUACAGUUUUUAUUAAUCUUGGUAGUUUUUUGCAACGUGUUUCUCAAAUUACUUGUAUCUUGUCAAAGUCAAUGAUCCUUUGUGUCUAUGUAUCUUCCUUAUAUGGAUAUACAGAUAUAUUUAACUUGCUUUUCAAACUAUGGUUUUUGAGUUAACUUGUCUGAUCCAGUUCAGUUUGCUUCCAUUUAGAUUUUUCCUCAGGUCUUUGGCACAGAUGGCCUGUGUUUGCUUUGAGACUCCACUAUCACCUGUAACCAUGUAUCUCAGACGAUUUUCAGCUACUUCUCUUUUAAAGAUACACCUUAUUUUUACACAUUUCUCUCCUCUGAAUGAAGCAUGGUAAAGGUAGGGUUUUUUUCUGUCCGGCUGGUAGCAAAGCUGCUGAAUUCACAUCAUCUCCUAUCUCCUGUUGUUCCAAUUUACAUAUUUCUUUUCAUAACUAUCCAUCAUCGCUGGUAGUUCUUUUGACUGCACUUCAUAUCCUUUCACUGUUUACACUGGAAUCACAGCUGGUAAAACUAUCCUAACCUCCCCAGUAGAGAAAUUGCUUCUAUUUAUCAUCACGAAGUGGCUGAACUUUCAGCUCUGAGGUUUAGGUCACACAGCUAAUUAAGGUGUGAACUUAUGUCCACAAAGGUUCCUGAGCAGCAAGAAAACUUUUAGUCACUCCAGACAUAAUUCUUAAUUAAUGGUGUGAAAUCCCUGAUUUCAAAACAUUUGCUCUCAGCAGAUUAUGUGGUACUGUGAGAAGACUGAUGUUUACCUAAAGAACAGUUCCUGUUAAAGAACUCCACACAGCAGUCAAGUUGCAUUGAUUUAUUUCUACUCCCCCAGUCCACAUUACAAAUAGCACAUUUUAGACUUCAAGAAACAGAGGCAAAUAGCCAAAUUCCACUUCAUCAAUCAAGUGUCUAUAAAAGAUACGGAUCAAAUGACAACAAAAGUAGCAAAGACCAAGAUGUUUGGGCUUGUUUGCCUAAUGUUUUACAAAAAUGACCUGAACAGAAAUGAAUGCUAGUAGCCAAAGGAGCUACAUACAACCACAUUUCGCUGAAUGACCAGCCAAUUACAAAGACAGACAGUUACUCACAAAAACUGUUGAGGUUUUUUUCAGGGGAUGGUUUGUGGAACCAAGAUGCAUCACAGAGCAAGAGUUUUUAAGAAUUUCCCUCCAGGAUUUCAGACCACUGACAUGUGUUGUUUCGGGGAAAAAAAAAAAUAAAUAAAAAAGGAGAACCAUGUGACUGCACUCUAUCAUUCAGUUUUGAUAUUUUUGGUAUUAUUACUCAAAAUGAAGUUGUACAGAACUUAAUUAGAAACAAAGUUACCUAAAAAUCAAGAAAUUUGAUUUAGGCCAAUUCCUGACUUCAGUGGGAUAACUGCCUGAGUAAGGAACACAGGAUACGGCCUUCUGCUUGAAGGAAUCUUGUUUUCUCCAGCACAUAGUUAACCAAGGAAUCCCAUUUCAGUUAUUCUAAAAAGUUGCUCCUAACAUCACAAUUAGCCAGUAUGAAGCUCACCGAAAGCCUGAACUUCUUAAAUAAACUCUACUGAACCACACAAAUUCACACUAACAGUGAAGGCAGACUAACAGCGUUUAUCUCUUGUACAAAACAAAAUCCAUAAAAAAUGGUAAUCAUAUCCAGAUUGGUACUUGAUUGUGAACUAUUCCAAUUGUACUACACAGAACGCUUACUUGCAGAAAAGAAGUCAUAGUAUGUUGGGUUUUUUUAAUUUGUAACACUUGAAAUGUUUAAGAAAACUGCAGAAUGACUAUAUAUAUUGCACUUCUCUGAUCAGCUGGGCUACUGUGCUUCAUGGCAAAAACACCCUCCAAGUACAUCUACUGAGUAAAACAGCUUUCUGCUAACAGAAAAAAAA